Balaenoptera ricei (Rice's whale) is the source of this 5041-nucleotide messenger RNA. Its product is annotated as zinc finger protein 658-like. The record is from RefSeq and is a predicted model, not a curated record. Lineage: Eukaryota; Metazoa; Chordata; Mammalia; Artiodactyla; Balaenopteridae. Gene Ontology annotation, biological process: regulation of DNA-templated transcription.
CUUCGGUCCUCGGCGUGGCCCCCUGGUGGUCUCGGGCCUGUCUCGGGGCGGCCGCGCGUGGGGCGGGCUGUAGGCCCUGGAGGUCGGCGCCCUGGUCAGCGCGGGCCUCCCGAGGCUGCGAAGAGGGGGCGUGGGGCGGAGGCAGAGGCAGCGCCGCCUGGGCCGCGUCCACACUGAAUGGGGGGAGACUGGGGGUCCCGAGCGAACGCGCGGGAAGGGCCGCGUUUGUGGGAGAGGCCGCGCUGGCUGCGGGGUCUCCAUCCUCGUAAUCGCCGAGGCGGCCCGAACGCGGCCCGGAAGACUGAGCGACAGACCCCAUCGGGCCCCGCAGCCCGGGGAGGCUCUACUGGAACAGAGCAUCUCUACUGAGCCGGAAGGAGGGGGACUCCAGGAACGGGAAUCUCACAGGGAAGAACCCCCGCUCCCUCCAGCCUCUGACCCGAGACCCAUCAGAGCUUCAGAAGAGAAGCGGAAGAAACCCAGAAAAGGAGCGUAUCGCCCGGCGGGCCGAGGCUUGAGUGAUUUCACCACCAUCAGCUAAGGGAAAAAGCCUGAAAGGGGAGAUGACUUGUGAGGAAUCGGAAUGCCUUCCCAGGUUUUGACAGUCUUCCAGGAACAACAGAAAAUGAACAAAUCCCAGAAGUGUGCUGACCAGGGAUCCGUGUCAUUGAGGGACGUGACUGUGGACUUCACCUGGGAUGAGUGGCUACAGCUGACCUGUAUGCAGAGGACCCUGUACCGGGAUGUGAUGCUGGAAAACUACAGUCACCUGGUCUCCGUGGGGUACUGCAUCAGCAAACCAGAGGUGGUCUUCAAGCUAGAGCAAGGAGAAGAGCCGUGGCCAUUAGAGAGAGCAUUUCCAUGCCGGAGUGAUCCAGACAGAAGCCAGGAAAACCAAGAUAAACAUUUGUGGCGAGUUUCACUCAUAAACAAAAAAACACUGACUAAGAAGAGAGAUAAUGUUUUCAGAAAAACACCCUGUCAAUAUGACUUACAUGGAAUGAAUUUGAAAAAUGUUUCAGAAUCCGUUAUUAGUGAUAAAAAUCAUUCAAGUAAGAACUCUAAUGAAAUUAAUGCAUGUGGGAAGUUGCUUCUUGAUAAUAAUCAAGAAAAUACUCAUCCUGGAAAGAAAUCUGAUGAACAUAACCAAGAUGGAAAAUCUCUAAGUCAUAAUAAGGACCCUACUGGGCAACAGAAAAUUCAGCCUCUGGGACCACCUGUUGAAGGUCAUGAAUGUGGGGCAGCUGUCCUUAGUGAGGCAGCCAUCAUCACACCUCAGAGGACCCAAACUGAAGAGAAGCCCCAGGAUUAUAAGGAACAGGGGGAAAAUACCAGUGACAAGUCAACCCUUAAAGUCCAGCAGGAAAUUCACACAAGGGAGAAUCAUUCUGAAGUUAAUGAGCGUGAGAAGUCAACCCUCUUUAAACAUCAGGAAGUUAAUGUGGAGGAGGAAACCCACGAAUCAAAUGAAAAUGAGAAUAAUUCCAGCAAGAAGUCCCAUCUCACUCAACUUCAUAAAACUCACACGGGAGAGAGAACAUUUGAAUGCAGUCACUGCAAGAAAUCUUUUUACCAGGAAUCCCACCUCACUCAACAUCAGAAAACACACACAAGAGAGGAACCAUGUGAAAGUAGUAAAUGUGGGAAAACCUUCCAGAAAUCACAACCCACUGACCCUCAGAGAACCCACACAGGAGAGAAACCCCAUGAAUGUGAUAAAGCCCCUGGAAAGUUGGCCAUUACUGACCAGCAGAGGACACAGUCAGAAAAGAAGCUUCAUGUAUGUAAUGAAUGCAAGAAAUCUUUUCGUCAUUGCUCAGCCCUAAAGGUCCAUCAGAGAAUUCACACAGGAGAGAAGCCCUAUCAAUGUAAGGAUUGUGGGAAGUCCUUCUAUGCAAAAUCAAACUUCAACCAUCAUCAGAGAACUCACACGGGCAAACCAUACGAAUGUAAGGAUUGUGGAAAAUCCUUCUGUGUGAAAUCAAACCUAACUAAGCAUCAGAAAACGCAUACAGGGGAGAAACCUUUCUCACAGAAGUCACAAUUUGCUGAUCAUCAGAGAACACACACAGGGGAGAAACCCUACAAAUGUACUGAGUGUGGAAAAUCCUUCUACUAUAAGUCAGCCCUACAAGUACAUCAGGGGAAGCAUACAGAAGAGAAACCCUAUAAAUGUACUGAAUGUGGGAAAUCCUUCUGCUAUAUCAGCCUGAUUGUACAUCAAGUAUCCCAUACAGGAAAGAAACGCUAUACCUGUAAUGAAUGUGGGAAAACCUUCUGUGUGAAGGCAAAUCUCACUAAACAUCAGAAAAUUCAUACGGGAUUGAAACCCUAUGAGUGUACUGAGUGUGGCAAAUCCUUCUCUAUGAAUUCGAUCCUCACUGUACAUCAAAGAACUCACAUGGGGGAGAAACCCUACGGGUGCAAUGAAUGUGAGAAGUCCUUCUACAAAAAGUCGGCACUCACUAAACAUCAGAAAACUUACACAGGGGAGAAACCACACAAGUGUAAUGCAUGUGAGAAAGCCUUCCUUAUGAAGUCGACCCUCAUUAUAUACCAGAGAACUCACACUGGGGAGAAACCUUUCAAAUGCAAUGAAUGUGAAAAGUCAUUCUAUGUGAAGUCACUACUUAAUAUUCAUCAGAGAAAUCACACAAGAAAGAAACCCCAUGUAUGUAAAGAAUGUGGGAAAGCCUUUUCUAUGAAGUCAAACCUCACUGAUCAUCAGAAGACACACUCAGAAGAGAAACCCUACGAAUGUAAUGAAUGUCAGAAGACCUUUCGCCAUAAGUCAACCUUAACUGUACACCAGAGAACUCAUACAGGGGAGAAACCCUAUAAGUGUAAUGAACGUGGGAAAGCCUUCUAUAUGAAGUCAGCCCUCAGUCAGCACCAGAGAAUACACACAGGGGAGAAACCUUACAAAUGUAAAGAAUGUGGUAAAACCUUUUUCCAGAAGUCACACCUCACUAAACAUCAGUGAACACACACAGGGGAGAAACCUUACGAAUGUAAAGAAUGUGGGAAAAAUUUCUUCCAGAAGUCACACCUCAUUGAACAUCAGAGAACACACACUGGAGAGAAGCCCCAUGAGUGCAAUAAAUGUGGGAAAUCUUUUAAGUCAGCCCUAACCAUACAUCAGAGGACUCACACAGAGGAGAAACCUUAUAAAUGUAAUGAAUGUGAGAAGUCUUUCUGUAUGAAAUCACACGUCACUGUACAUCAGAGAACUCACACAGGGAAGAACCUCUUUGAAUGUAAUAAAUGUCGGAAAACGUUUUAGGUGAAGUCAAACCUCAUUAAUCAUCAGAGGACCCACACAGGGGAGAAGCCCUAUGAAUGUAAGAGAUGUGGGAAAUCCUUCUGUAUGAAGUCAACACUCAUGGUGCACCAGCAAACACACACAGGGGAGAAGCCCUAUGAAUGUAAUGAAUGUGGGAAAGCCUUCUGCAAGAAGUCAACUCUCUCUAAACAUGAGGUAAUUCACACAUGAGAGAUACCCAAAGUGGCAGCAAAUGUGGAAAAUACUCCUGUGUAAAGUCACAUUUUGUCACACCUGAGAGAACUCACAGGAGAAACUAAGCUCUCUUAUAUCAGAGGACUUGUCAGGAGAGAGAUUCCCUGAGAACGUUAUUAGUAUCCACCUACAGAUCCACUAUAUGCUUCAGAGAAACCACAGGGGAAAGGCAUCAGAAGUAUUAAAGCAUUUACAAAGUCACAACUUACUGAACAUCAGAUAAUUGAUACUGGAGUAAAACUGUAUAAAUGUUUUAUGUACAAGCGUUCAAGAAGAAAACCAAACUUUAUUAUAUAAGGAGUUAAUACUGAGGGGAAAUCUAUCAAUUUAGGAAAUAUGGAUACUUUUUUUUCCUCCAGAAAUAAUGUAAUACUGGAAGUCAUGAUUCUCAUGUGGUACCAACUUUUGAAAAUGUGACCUAAGAUCUGUCUAAUGCUAAUGAUACUCGUUUUGUAAUAUGAAGCCUUUGGAAACACAGGUUGCAGCAGCAGAUUGACAGCAUUAGACACGUGAAGUGUACCUCAGGUAAGAAGGCUUAGGCAUGUUAGCAACAUAUCUAUGUUGUGUGUUUGAUUUACAUGGUGGAUGUCAAAAUGGUUGUCAGUAGGAGAUAUCUCCCCAUAGCUUAAUAAUUAUUAUGACAGAUUUCUCACACUAAAUGCCACCAGUGUUUGUAUUUUGGUAUACAGUAUACAUUUUAGGUGAAAUACUGACAGAUUUGAAGUACUGUACCACAACAUAUUAUUGAGAAAAUCGAAGUAUAGAAAACUAUCCAGCGUGCUACCUUUUGUGUAAGAAUUGAGAGGAUUCUCACACAUAUACACAAUUACUUAUUUUUGCAAAGAAAAACACUAGAAGGAUAAACUACAAACUAUCAAAUACCUAUGGGGGCAGAAGUGAACAGGAAGGUAGAGAUAGGGGUGGAAGCAAGGUUUCUUUGAUUUUACUUUUUUAUGGAAUUUUGACUUUUGAACAAAUGUAAAUGAUUUAUAUAUUCAAAAGUAAAAAUAAGACAUUCUGAAAUUGAGGGCUUCCCUGGUGGUGCAGUGGUUGAGAAUCUGCCUGCUAGUGCAGGGGACACGGGUUUGAGCCCGAGUCUGGGAGGAUCCCACAUGCCGUGGAGCAACUAGGCCCAUGAGCCACAACUACUGAGCCUGUGCAUCUGGAGCCUGUGCUCCGCAACAAGAGAGGCCAUGAUAGUGUGAGGCCUGUGCACUGCGAUGAAGAGUGGCCCCUGCUUGCCGCAACUAGAGAAAGCCCUAGCACAGAAACGAAGACCCAACAUAGCAAUCAAUCAAUCAAUCUUUUAAAAAAAAUUCUGAAAUUGAAAACAAAUCAACUUAAUAUCAAAUUGGCAACUCAACCACACAAAAGAAAUAAUUCUUUGAAGAAACUUCUGAACUCCAUAUUAUGACUAUACACCCUUAAUGGGAUGUGUUUAAGGACAAAAAGACCUGUAAAAAAUUAUGAAAUCAUCAAUUUUCUUAAAGUAUUGGUAUUUAUUUGAAUCUAUUUUGUAUAUAU